Messenger RNA from Caenorhabditis briggsae, 1038 nucleotides. It is a transcript of the gene Cbr-sri-19, whose product is annotated as Protein CBR-SRI-19. The record is from RefSeq and is a predicted model, not a curated record. NCBI's taxonomy places the organism in Eukaryota, Metazoa, Nematoda, Chromadorea, Rhabditida, Rhabditidae.
AUGUACACGUAUUCUGAAGUGACAGUGGAUGUGAAUACACCAAAUAUUCUUCUGACCUUCUACCGUAUCCAUGGAGUGUUUGCUUUGGUUUUCAAUAUUUUAGGCGUGGUUCUGAUUAUGAAAAAUCCUAGAAUUGUGAGACUAUAUCGAGGAUUCAUGUUGAAUAUGCAGAUUCUGUCUCUUCUGGCUGAUGCUCAAACAACACUUUUAAUGCAGCCUGUUUAUAUAUUUCCCAUAAUCGGAGGAUACACAAAUGGAGUUUGGUGGAAUGUGUUUAGGAUGUCAUCUCAUUUACAAAUGGGAAUAUUUCUUCUCUUAUUGUAUCUACAAGUAGCUUCGAUAGUUUGUGCUAUUGUUACAAAAUAUCAUGUUGUAUCCAAUAUUGGGAAUACUACCAAUCGUCCGUUGUUGUUCUGGAACUUUGUUAUCUUUUAUCAUUGUUGUGCUUUCUUGAUUUUCGGAAUAUUCUGCAUGUCAUACCUAACUAAGGAACAAGCAGUGGACCUUGUAAAAAUAAAGUUUCCAAAUGCAAUGAACAUUUUUACGGUGGAAAAUGUUGAAAUUUACGAUAUGGAAGUUAAUAAAUGGAUGAUUAUGACAACUAUGAUUAUAGCCAUGUUAACAAGCUCUAUUCUAAUCUCAUUGUAUUUCUCCAUCCGGCUCUUAAAAACUCUUCGUUCAAAGCGUUUAGUCAUUUCUGCUAGAAGUUUUCGAGGACAUCAAAUUGCAGUUACAAGUCUCAUGGCACAAGCAACUAUCCCUUUCAUUGUAAUAAUCAUCCCAAUUGGAACUAUUGUUUAUUUUUUCGUUCAUAUUGUACCGAAUUCACAAGGAAUAUCCAACAUAAUGAUGGCAAUAUAUUCUUUUCAUUCAUCACUAUCCACUGCUGUCAUGAUAAUCAGCACUCCACAGUAUCGAAAAAUGAUAAGAAGAGGAUUCAAAUUACCAACUGCUUUAACUUCUCCUCAAAUGACAAGAGUCCACCCUUUAUCGGCAACUACAUUCCGGUUGAAGAAACUAUCCAACCCGGGAAUGUGA